AUGACAUCACCAAAUGAUUGGAUUGACAAAAAAAUAAAAGAUGAUGAUAUCAAUUAUUUCGAGUAUAAUGAAUUUAGCAAUAUGAAAAAUAUUGGUAAUGGAGCCUUCGGAAUAGUAAAUAGAGCUGAUUGGAAAAGUUGUAGAAGUAAAGUAGCAUUAAAAAUUCUUGCAAGCAAUUCUUCAAUCAAUGAAGAUAAUAUGAACAAGUUUCUUAAAGAGUUAAAGAAUUUAAGAAAGGUCAAUUUUCAUCCAAAUAUAAACCGGUGUUUUGGAAUUACCAAAGAGCCGUCAUCAAACAAUUAUAUUAUGGUAUUACACUACGCCAAUCAGGGAAAUUUAAGAGAAUAUUUAGAAAAUAACUUUGCUUCACUUCAAUGGAAAGACAAAAUUCAAAUGGCUUUGGAUAUUACAUUGGGAUUGAAGUGUUUGCAUUCUAGAGAAAUAAUUCAUAGAGAUUUGCAUGCAAAAAAUAUAUUAGUUAAUGAUAAUACAUUGAUGAUUGCGGACCUUGGAUUAUCCAAACAAACGACUGUCGAUGUUACGUCAAUUUCAAAAAUUUAUGGAAUGCCAGCAUAUGUCGAACCACAAUGUUAUAAAACUGACAACUAUGUUAGAAAUAAAAAGUCUGAUGUUUACAGUUUAGGUGUUCUUUUAUGGGAAAUUUCAAGUGGAUAUCCGCCUUUUUCAACCAUUCCAAUUCAAAUUUUAGGUUAUAAAAUCGCAAUGGGUUAUAGAGAACAGCCAAUAAUUGACACACCUUCAUCUUAUGUGGAUCUUUAUCAGAAAUGUUGGGAUGAUAAUCCAGAUUUAAGACCAACUAUUGAUGAUGUUUUUGAUAAAUUAAAUAAAAUUUCUUUAGAAUUUAACACCGAUAAUGAAGGCUAUUCGGAGAUUACUGAGAAUAAUAAUAAUAAUGAAACAGAAUCUCAAUCAUCAAAAUCAAGUGAUUUUCAAAUCAGUACACCAUUAUCAUCUGUUUCAUUUUAUAUUGAUAACGAAAGAAAAUCAUCCAUCUCAUCUGAUGUUAGUCAAACUGAAAAUCAAACUGAUAAACCUCCGCCAUCAUCAUCCGUUUCGUCUAACAUUAAUGAGGAUAAAAGCGUUAAUCAAACUGAAAAUCAAACUAAUACACCUCCGCCAUCAUCACCCGUUUCGUCUAACAUUAAUGAGGAUAAAAGCGUUAAUCAAACUGAAAAUCAAACCAAUACACCUCCACCAUCAUCACCCAUUUCAUCUAAAAAUAAUGAGAACGAAAAAAAAUCAAAUACUCUUUUAGAGGAAAUUUUUCAAGCAUAUUUAAAAUAUCACAAUAAUGGAUUUACAAAGAGUUUCGAUUUUUAUAAAUUUUUGGAAAAUCAUAAGGCAAAAUCACGCGAAAUUUUGAAUUAUUUUGCUAAUAAUCAAGCUACACAACAUUAUAAAGUGAUUAUUGGAUUUUUUCAUUAUAAAGGGUUUGGAGUCGAUAAAGAUUUGGAUAUGGCUUUUAAGUGGUAUACACAUGCAAGUCAGCAUAAUGUUAUAAAUGGUUAUUAUCAUGUUGGAAGGUGUUAUCAUUAUGGAUAUGGUAUUAAAAAAGAUCUCAAAAAAGCAUUUAAAUUUUAUCAAAUUGCUGCUAACAAUGGAUGUAAUAUAGCCUUAUAUUAUCUUGCAAAUUUUUAUGAAUAUGGUUAUGGUAUACAAAAAAAUAAUUUUAAAGCAUAUGAAUUAUAUAAAAAUUCUGCUAAAAAUGGAUUUAUACCCUCUCAAUAUUCUUUAGCUAUAUGUUAUGAAUAUGGAAUAGAUACUUUAGAUAAUCAAGUACCAGUAAAUAAAGGAAAGGCUUUAAAAUGGUAUAAAUUAUAUCAAGAAAAUGAUGGAAUACAUAAAGUAUCAGAAUAUAUUAGCAAUAUUAAAAAAGAAUUGGAACAAUAAGAAAAAACCCUAUAUAAAACGGUUGAUAUACAAUUUACUAGUCAACUUUUUUGUUUGAUACUGUGACUUCAUGCAUUAAAUAAGUAGUAUUAGAUUUUUUUUUGUUUCGUAAAAAUCUUAAAAUAUAUAUGUAUAUUAUCUAUAUUUUAUUAUUAUUUA
Messenger RNA from Rhizophagus irregularis DAOM 181602=DAOM 197198, 2070 nucleotides. RefSeq lists its product as uncharacterized. Gene Ontology annotation, biological process: protein phosphorylation. Lineage: Eukaryota; Fungi; Glomeromycota; Glomeromycetes; Glomerales; Glomeraceae. The record is from RefSeq and is a predicted model, not a curated record. Gene Ontology annotation, molecular function: ATP binding; protein serine/threonine kinase activity; protein binding.